Messenger RNA from Anguilla anguilla (European eel), 1630 nucleotides. It is a transcript of the gene fam20b, whose product is annotated as FAM20B glycosaminoglycan xylosylkinase. The coding region runs from base 370 to 1599 and encodes 409 amino acids. Lineage: Eukaryota; Metazoa; Chordata; Actinopteri; Anguilliformes; Anguillidae. Gene Ontology annotation, biological process: protein phosphorylation. The record is from RefSeq and is a predicted model, not a curated record. The transcript has 8 exons. Gene Ontology annotation, molecular function: phosphotransferase activity, alcohol group as acceptor. Gene Ontology annotation, cellular component: Golgi apparatus.
AAUGGUGUGUGUUCACUUUAAGAGAAGAGGCGGCGUGGAAUUCUUUGCAUGAGGAAGUGUGUAUCCGGGAGUGAGGGAAGAUGAUGGGCAAGAAAAUGGAAUGCUGAAUGUGAGACAUGAGCGAUUCAGUAAAAACAUAAUUUUGUGCAUUGCAGACAGACUUUUGGACAUCCUGGCUCCAAAACGGUGACGAAAGUCCCGAGCCCAGCUGUGGACAGCAGAUCGGGGACGGCCAGAGCGAGAUUUGGGAGAGCGGGUCCUGGUGGUCACCCAUCGCAGCGGGGUGGGGGGGGACGACCGAGCGCGGUGCAAUGUUCCAGGGGUGAGGCGAAGGCAGCGAGAGUCAGAGAGCCCGGAGAGGACGGAAGCAUGAAGCUGAAGCAGCGGGUGGUCGUGCUGUGCGCCGUGCUGCUCCUGCUGGGCCUGGCCAAGGUCUUCCUGCUGGACGGGGGCGAGGGCUCGGCCGCCAGCCGGCGCGACCUGCGCGCCUUCAGGAAGAUGGAGGCGGGGCUUCAGCUGGCCAAGGGGGCGCGGCUCACCCACACCCUCCAGUCACCCUGGGAGGUGGCGGCGCAGUGGGUGGGGCCCAGGGAGGUGUACCCGGACGACACGCCCGAAAUGGCGGCGGUGCUCACGGCCCUGGCCACCGCCCGGGUGGAGAGGGCUGACGUGGGCUACAAGGGCACGCAGCUGAAGGCCCUCUUGGUGCUGGAUGGGGGGCAGAAGGUGGUCUUCAAGCCGAAACGGUAUAGUCGAGAUUAUGUGGUGGAGGGGGAGCCGUACGCAGGCUACGACAGACACAACGCUGAGGUGGCGGCCUUUCACCUGGACAGGAUCCUUGGUUUCAGAAGAGCUCCCCUGGUGGUCGGGAGGUUUGUGAAUCUGCGCACAGAGAUCAAACCAGUGGCCACAGACCAGUUGCUGAGCACCUUCCUUAUGCAAGGGAACAACACGUGUUUCUACGGGAAGUGCUACUACUGCCGCGAAAGUGAGCCAGCGUGUGCGGAAGGCGAGGUGAUGGAGGGCUCGGUCACCCUGUGGCUCCCGGACGUGUGGCCCCUGCAGAAGCACCGGCACCCGUGGGGACGCACCUACCGAGAGGGAAAACUGGCCAGGUGGGAGUAUGACGAGAGCUACUGUGAGGCGGUCAAGAAGAUGCCCCCGUACGAUGCCGGACCCAGGCUGCUGGACGUCAUCGACACCGCCAUCUUCGACUACCUUAUAGGGAAUGCCGAUCGCCACCACUACGAGAGUUUCCAGGACGACGGAGGCGCGAGCAUGCUCAUUCUUCUGGAUAAUGCCAAAAGUUUUGGGAAUGCAGCCCUUGAUGAGAGGAGUAUUCUGGCCCCUUUGUACCAGUGUUGCAUGAUACGCGUGUCCACGUGGAACCGGCUGAACCUGCUGAGGGGCGGGGCUUUGAGUUCGGCCAUGCGCCAGGCCACGGCCCACGACCCCGCCGCCCCCGUGCUGGCUGAGCCGCACCUGGCCGCCCUGGACCGACGGCUGGUGGGCGUCGUGGCGACCGUGAACCAGUGCAUAGAGACCCAGGGCCUGGACAGCACCCUAAUCGAGGACCGCAUGAACCUGCCGCACCCCUAGAGAAGGGGGGGCACUUACAGGAGGAAGGGGG